UCCAGGAAGUGCACACAGACACUGCAAGAGCUGAUUUUUCCUUUUCUUUCAACCUUCCACCCCUGGAUUUGCUUUGUUUCCACCCUCCAUGGAUCCUGCAGCUUUUGAGCAGCUCUGACACCACAAUUCCCAGGCUAAGCAGUUUGGUUUUCAUGGUGUCUCAGCAUUGUCAGGUAAACAACUCCAGCAUGUGCAGCGCUCUGGAGGAUCCAUCUGAAUGUGCCUGAGCCUCCUGCUUUUCUUCUGGAGCUGCUGGAGGGGAAACUUGCUCCACAUCAGCACAGCCUGGUUUGGGGAGGGCUACAACUCCUGCCCUGCUGCCAUCCCUGUUCCUGAGUGCUUUCCAUGACCUUGUGAUGAACAGUGACCUCUUGUCAGCCCUGAGAUCUGUGUUUGCCUCUUCUGAUGUCUCCAGCCCUGUCCUGAAGCGCUCACAGGAACUGAUGUGGUGCAACGGUAGGAUUUGUAAUUCCUGAAUCCUGCCUGGCUGAUCCUAGAGGAGGAGGAAGAAGGGGAGAGCCUCCUGUAUGUGCCACUUUUCAGCUCUUCACAUUCCUCAGGCUCCAGCUCCAGUUCUGGACCCCCACCCUGCUGCAGGGCUAAAAAAUGCCUCGUGGCUCAUGGGAAGCAGGAUGGCCAGGAGGGCAGCAGUGGGAGUGAGGGUUUCACAGUCUGCUCCCCACUCAGCUGCUGUGGGGCUGCUUGGUGCUUCCCAGCAGGGAGAGAGAGAGAAAUGCUGAAUUAGAGAGAGAAAUGCUGAAUUUCUGACCAGAAAACACAGAAUCCUUCAAGGAGACACACCUUCAGCAUGGCCCAGAAAAACCAGACUGGUGGAACUGAGAAAAAUGGGUCCUCCCUCCUGUACAGCAAGAGUGAUCUCAAGGAAGGAGCCCUGCAGUGGGUGCCAGAACACCCCCAAGGCCAGGUGCUGCUGGUGCUCAGCAUGGACAACACCUGCCCCAGCUCCUCCUUCGACAUGGACCUUUGUGCUGACAAACUGCAGUCCCUUGGCAUCCAGGUGCCGAUGGAUCCAUGGAGAAGGCUGAUCCAGGAGGCUGUGCUGAGCCCCCAAGUGAGGCGGUACCUGUUCUACAGCUCCAGGGGCUGCCAGAUUGCCAUGGCCAUGGUAUUCUACAUCUCUCUCUGGACAAACCUUUACUCCACCCUCCAGCUGUGGUCCCUGGGCCGCUCCUGGGGGGCUGGAGUGCUGGUGACACUGGUGGCCUUGGCUCUCACUGUCCUGGUGAUCCUGGUCAUUGAUGGACACCAGAGGAAGCUAAACGUGAACACAGAUGUGAGGCUGGCAGCUGUCAAUGAAAUCUUUCUCAAACACAACAUAAUCCUGGGGAUUACAGAUGUCCUGGACGGGCCACACAGCAUCCUACAACUGUGCUUUGUGCACUUCAGCCCCCAGCGCUGCCUCCAGGCCCUGGCAGCCCACAUCACUCACCUGCAGGGGACACAGGCAGGCUUGAGGCACAGGCUGAACAAGCUCUGUGUGGUCAUGGAUGUGGCAGCUCAGCCCGAGGUGGGGGUGGAGGAGGAGGCUCCAUGUGAAGAAUCCCCUCUUUUACCCAGAGGGGUGACCCUGAAUAAAGAUCCUGUGACCUGCAGUGAGCUCCUGCACCUCAUCCCCGAGGGCCCACCCCAGGCCACGGCCCAGCAGCUCCUGGUGAUCUUCAGCGCGUGCUACGCGCGGCUCCUGGUGACGGGCCGGCUGCCUCGGGCCAGCCCUGGGGGACACCUGGGCCACAGCAGCGUCCCCUGCCUCUGCCAGUUCAUCCAGAGCACCCUGCUCUGCUGCUGAGCCAGGAAUGACACGGGUCACCCUGCUCUUCUAAGCCUUCUGAUGGUUACAUUCUUGUAAUGGAGUUUCUCACGCACUGUCACCAUGAUAU
This is a messenger RNA of Camarhynchus parvulus, 1898 nucleotides long. It is a transcript of the gene TMEM268, whose product is annotated as transmembrane protein 268. The record is from RefSeq and is a predicted model, not a curated record. The coding region runs from base 809 to 1807 and encodes 332 amino acids. The transcript has 9 exons. Lineage: Eukaryota; Metazoa; Chordata; Aves; Passeriformes; Thraupidae.